Prinia subflava (tawny-flanked prinia) is the source of this 6258-nucleotide messenger RNA. RefSeq names its product sodium leak channel, non-selective (gene NALCN). Gene Ontology annotation, biological process: monoatomic ion transport; transmembrane transport; positive regulation of synaptic transmission, GABAergic. Bases 183 to 5399 code for a protein of 1738 amino acids. Lineage: Eukaryota; Metazoa; Chordata; Aves; Passeriformes; Cisticolidae. Gene Ontology annotation, cellular component: plasma membrane. The record is from RefSeq and is a predicted model, not a curated record. The transcript is spliced from 45 exons. Gene Ontology annotation, molecular function: monoatomic cation channel activity.
AGAGACUGAGCGCGGCCGCCGCCGGGCGGGCCCCGCCGCCCCGACCAUCGCGGGGAGGGCGGCGUGCGAGGCUGGCACAGCCCCGCUACACCCGCACACCGCGGGGGCUGCUCCCGACCGCGCCAUGAAGGGAGAUGCUGGCGGAGGUUUCGUGAUUAUAGAUAAGAGAAGUUAACUUCAGGAUGCUAAAAAGGAAACAGAGUUCAAGGGUGGAAGCCCAGCCAGUUACAGAUUUUGGUCCCGAUGAAUCUUUGUCAGACAAUGCAGAUAUUCUAUGGAUUAACAAACCAUGGGUGCACUCUUUACUACGAAUUUGUGCCAUCAUCAGUGUUAUUUCUGUGUGUAUGAACACUCCAAAAACCUUCGAGCAUUAUCCGCCUCUCCAGUAUGUGACAUUUGCUCUUGAUACUCUGUUGAUGUUUCUUUACACUGCAGAGAUGAUAGCGAAAAUGCAUAUCCGUGGGAUAGUUAAGGGUGAUAGCUCCUAUGUAAAGGAUCGUUGGUGUGUGUUUGAUGGAUUCAUGGUCUUUUGUCUUUGGGUAUCACUGGUUUUACAGGUGUUUGAAAUAGCUGAAAUAGUUGACCAAAUGUCGCCUUGGGGCAUGUUACGGAUUCCACGACCACUCAUUAUGAUACGAGCAUUCCGAAUAUAUUUUCGUUUUGAGCUGCCAAGAACUAGGAUAACAAAUAUCUUGAAGCGUUCUGGAGAGCAAAUAUGGAGCGUUUCAAUUUUCCUUCUGUUCUUUCUUCUCCUGUAUGGGAUCCUGGGAGUGCAGAUGUUUGGAACUUUUACAUACCAUUGUGUGACUGAUGACACGCAGCCAGGAAAUGUAACCUGGAAUAAUUUAGCUAUCCCAGACACCCACUGUUCCAGAGAGCUAGAAGAAGGUUACCAGUGCCCGCCUGGAUUUAAAUGCAUGGACCUUGAAGAUCUGGGACUAAGCAGGCAAGAGCUGGGCUACAGUGGCUUUAAUGAGAUAGGCACAAGCAUAUUUACAGUUUAUGAAGCUGCUUCUCAGGAAGGCUGGGUAUUCCUUAUGUACCGAGCAAUUGACAGUUUUCCCCGAUGGCGUUCAUAUUUCUAUUUCAUCACCUUAAUUUUUUUUCUGGCCUGGCUUGUUAAGAAUGUUUUUAUUGCAGUCAUCAUUGAAACAUUUGCAGAAAUCAGAGUGCAGUUCCAGCAGAUGUGGGGAUCCAGGAGCAGUACUACUUCAACUGCCACCACACAGAUGUUUCAUGAAGAUGCUGCUGGAGGUUGGCAGCUUGUAGCUGUUGAUGUGAAUAAACCCCAAGGCAGAGCUCCUGCAUGUCUACAGAAAAUGAUGAGGUCAUCCGUGUUUCAUAUGUUCAUAUUAAGCAUGGUUGCUGUGGAUGUGAUUGUUGCUGCUAGCAACUACUAUAAAGGAGAAAAUUUCAAGAGACAAUAUGAUGAAUUUUACCUUGCUGAGGUUGCUUUUACAGUUCUGUUUGAUUUAGAAGCUCUUCUGAAGAUCUGGUGUUUGGGUUUCACAGGAUACAUCAGUUCAUCUCUUCACAAGUUUGAGUUGCUGCUUGUAAUUGGAACCACUCUCCAUAUUUAUCCAGACCUCUAUCACUCUCAAUUUACGUAUUUUCAGGUUCUUAGAGUAGUUCGGCUCAUAAAGAUUUCUCCUGCUUUGGAGGAUUUUGUGUAUAAGAUAUUUGGACCAGGAAAAAAACUUGGGAGUUUGGUAGUAUUUACUGCCAGCCUUUUGAUCGUAAUGUCAGCAAUCAGUUUACAGAUGUUUUGCUUUGUGGAAGAACUGGAUAGAUUUACAACCUUUCCAAGGGCAUUUAUGUCAAUGUUUCAGAUUCUUACACAGGAAGGAUGGGUGGAUGUCAUGGAUCAGACACUGAAUGCUGUAGGACAUAUGUGGGCACCAGUAGUUGCUAUUUAUUUUAUACUAUAUCAUCUUUUUGCUACUCUGAUUCUACUCAGCUUGUUUGUUGCUGUUAUUUUGGACAACUUGGAACUUGACGAAGAUCUAAAGAAACUUAAACAACUAAAGCAAAGUGAAGCUAAUGCAGAUACAAAGGAGAAGCUUCCCUUGCGUCUACGCAUCUUUGAAAAAUUUCCAAACAGGCCACAAAUGGUUAAAAUCUCAAAGCUUCCUUCAGAUUUCACAGUUCCAAAAAUAAGGGAAAGUUUUAUGAAGCAAUUUAUUGAUCGCCAGCAACAAGAUACCAGCUGUUUGCUGCGAAGACUUCCUUCAGCAUCUUCUUCCUCAUGUGACCACUCUAAAAGAUCAGCAAUUGAAGAAAACAGAUAUAUUGAUCAAAAGGGUAAUCAGAGUACAUUUCUACCAUGUAAUGAAGAGAUGAACAAAGACCUUAAAGUUGUCUCAGCCACACAGCUCCGUAAAUCUGUUUUCAGCAUCAGAGCAAGAAACCUUCUGGAAAAAGAGGCAGCAAUCAAUAAAAUUCUAAGGGCCUGCACUAGACAACGCAUGCUGAGCGGAUCAUUUGAGGGGCAGCCAGCAAAGGAAAGGUCAAUACUUAGUGUCCAGCAUCAUAUACGACAAGAACGCAGGUCACUGAGACAUGGUUCGAACAGCCAGCGAAUCAGCAGAGGAAAAUCUCUUGAAACAUUGACUCAAGAUCACUCCAACACAGUGAGAUACAGAAAUGCACAGAGAGAAGACAGUGAGAUAAAGAUGAUCCAAGAAAAAAAGGAACAAGCUGAAAUGAAAAGGAAAGUCCAGGAGGAGGAGCUGCGAGAGAACCACCCGUAUUUCGAUAAACCCCUUUUCAUAGUUGGCCGUGAGCACAGGUUCAGGAACUUCUGCCGAGUGGUGGUACGGGCUCGCUUUAAUGCCUCUAAAACAGAUCCUGUUACUGGAGCUGUGAAAAAUACCAAAUAUCAUCAGCUUUAUGACUUGCUGGGUUUGGUUACUUACCUGGACUGGGUCAUGAUCAUUGUUACGAUAUGCUCCUGCAUUUCCAUGAUGUUUGAAUCCCCUUUUAGAAGAGUUAUGCAUGCUCCAACACUCCAGAUUGCUGAAUAUGUUUUUGUAAUAUUCAUGAGCAUUGAGCUUAAUCUGAAGAUUAUGGCAGAUGGCUUGUUCUUUACACCAACAGCUGUCAUUAGGGACUUUGGAGGAGUUAUGGACAUAUUUAUAUAUCUUGUGAGUUUGAUAUUCCUGUGCUGGAUGCCUCAGAACGUCCCUGCCAAAUCCGGAGCUCAGCUCUUAAUGGUGCUCCGCUGCCUCCGACCUCUUCGAAUUUUCAAACUGGUCCCACAGAUGAGGAAAGUGGUGCGAGAGCUGUUUAGUGGCUUUAAGGAAAUUUUUUUGGUUUCUAUUCUUUUGCUGACGUUAAUGCUUGUUUUCGCAAGCUUUGGAGUGCAGCUGUUUGCUGGAAAACUGGCUAAAUGUAAUGACCCUCACAUCAUCUCUAGGGAAGAUUGUCAUGGCAUCUUCAGAAUAAAUGUAAGUGUUUCCAAAAAUCUCAAUUUAAAGUUAAGACCUGGAGAGAAGAAGCCUGGAUUCUGGGUGCCACGAGUCUGGGCAAAUCCUCGGAAUUUUAAUUUUGACAAUGUGGGCAAUGCAAUGCUGGCACUAUUUGAAGUCCUGUCACUAAAAGGCUGGGUGGAAGUCAGAGAUGUUAUUAUUCAUCGUGUUGGGCCGAUCCAUGGAAUCUACAUCCAUGUUUUUGUAUUCCUUGGCUGCAUGAUUGGACUGACCCUUUUUGUUGGAGUUGUCAUCGCUAAUUUUAAUGAAAACAAGGGGACAGCUUUACUCACUGUAGAUCAGAGACGAUGGGAAGAUCUGAAAAGCAGACUGAAGAUAGCACAACCUCUUCAUCUCCCACCUCGUCCGGAUAAUGAUGGCUUUAGAGCGAAGAUGUAUGACAUAACUCAGCAUCCAUUUUUUAAGAGAACUAUUGCUGUACUUGUUCUGGCCCAGUCUGUGUUGUUAUCAGUUAAGUGGGAUGCUGCAGAUCCAGUGACUGUGCCUUUAGCAACAAUGUCUGUUGUUUUCACCUUCAUUUUUGUCCUUGAGGUCACAAUGAAGAUUAUUGCCAUGUCACCUUCUGGCUUCUGGCAAAGCAGAAGAAACCGGUAUGAUCUCUUGGUGACAUCUCUUGGAGUUAUAUGGGUCAUACUUCACUUUGCCUUACUGAAUGCAUACACAUAUAUGAUGGGGGCAUGUGUAAUUGUCUUCAGGUUUUUCUCCAUUUGUGGGAAGCAUGUAACACUAAAAAUGCUUCUCCUGACUGUGGUUGUCAGCAUGUACAAGAGUUUCUUCAUCAUAGUGGGCAUGUUCUUACUGCUUCUUUGUUAUGCUUUUGCCGGAGUGGUGUUAUUUGGUACAGUGAAAUACGGAGAGAACAUUAACAGACAUGCAAAUUUUUCAUCAGCUGGCAAGGCUAUUACUGUACUCUUCAGAAUAGUUACUGGAGAAGACUGGAACAAAAUUAUGCAUGACUGCAUGGUUCAGCCUCCGUUUUGUACACCAGAUAACAGCACCUACUGGAAAACAGACUGUGGAAAUUAUGCUGGUGCUCUUAUGUAUUUCUGUUCUUUCUAUGUCAUCAUUGCAUACAUCAUGCUAAAUUUGCUUGUUGCUAUCAUUGUGGAGAAUUUCUCAUUGUUUUACUCAACUGAAGAAGAUCAGCUUUUAAGUUAUAAUGAUCUAAGGCAUUUUCAAAUUAUAUGGAACAUGGUUGAUGACAAAAGAGAGGGUGUAAUCCCUACCUUCCGAGUGAAAUUCCUGCUGAGGCUCCUGCGAGGCAGGCUGGAGGUGGAUCUCGACAAGGACAAGCUGCUGUUCAAGCACAUGUGCUAUGAAAUGGAGCGGCUCCACAAUGGUGGUGAUGUCACUUUUCAUGACGUGCUCAGCAUGCUUUCAUAUAGGUCUGUUGAUAUCAGAAAAAGUCUUCAACUAGAAGAGCUGCUUGCUAGGGAACAACUGGAAUAUACCAUAGAAGAGGAGGUGGCCAAACAGACCAUACGAAUGUGGCUGAAAAAGUGCUUAAAGCGAAUCAGAGCAAAGCAGCAGCAGUCGUGCAGCAUUAUCCACAGCCUACGAGAGAGCCAACAGCAGGAGUUGAGCCGAUUUCUGAAUCCUCCCAGCAUUGAGACAACACAGCCAAGUGAAGAUAUGAAUGCCAUUAAUCAAGAUAACAGUGCGCAGCCAGAGACAAGUAGCCAGCAGCAGCUCCUUAGCCCGACACUUUCUGACAGAGGUGGCUACAGACAAGACACUGGAGAUGCUGGAAAACCUCAGCGGAAGUUUGGACAAUGGCGCUUGCCGUCAGACAUUUACUCAGGUCCUUUUACAUCAGUUAGUCUGAUUCUGAAUCAGAGUGCUGCCCCCAAAGACUGCCGCUGUUCAGACCCUCAUCGUAUCCAAGGGGAAGCAGUCAUGCUGUUCUGUUGACUACCAGUGACACUACUUUUGUUGCCAGUGUCCAAGACACAGGUUAGUUUAAUAGAAAGCUUUUAAUCCAUGAUUUCCAUUUAAAUAUCACUGAGCAACAAAGAUCAACAUUUGUUUGAAAAACAGAGAGAAAGAGGAAGCAUGAUAAGGAGGAAUCAUAUUGUAGUCAACUGCAUAGGUUUUUCAAGUGAGAAAUCUUGAAAGAAUGACUAGCCCAAGGUUUCCUUUCUUAGCACUCAUCUGAUCUGUUUUGAACAUUCCUCAGUGGAUGGUCCUAAAAUGGAGAGUUAUUUCCAUGCACAGUACAGCUAACAGAUAAGUAGUCUGCCUCCAGACCAGCAAAGACAGGUAUUUAAGAUCACAAGUAGCAUAAUUAAGAUCAAUUAUGUGGGGUUUGUAAGUUAGACAUGUGAUUUAUGCCAUACCAGCAACUUGUACCUCUAGGCUUCAACCCCUAGGCCACUGUAAAGUAUCACUUUCUAGGUGUAGCUGCCACUCCUAAAAGCACCUCCUCACCCUCACAUUUACUACUUUCACCAUUUUGCCAUCAGGUUAGCUUAUGUAAGUACUGCCCAAAUCAUUUAGGUGGCAAUUAGCUGGAUAAGAAGAGAUUCUUGCAUCAGUUAUCCCAGCAAAGGAAAUGAGGCACUGCUCAGUUAAACUGCUCUACCAGCAGAUUAUGGGAGCAGUGUGAACAUCUGGAGCUGGGAAAACAAACAAAAAAUACCAAAACAAAUUAGAACAGAUCACUACUCUUUCUGAGCUAAAUCAGUUUAAAGGUGUCCUAGUCUAGCUGGUUCUCUAUACCUAAAUUCUAAGCAAAAAUGUUCAAGAAGCAGAUCUACUCUAAUACAGAACU